Messenger RNA from Drosophila persimilis, 1085 nucleotides. Its product is annotated as polyprenol reductase. The transcript has a single exon. Bases 50 to 1021 code for a protein of 323 amino acids. Gene Ontology annotation, cellular component: endoplasmic reticulum. The record is from RefSeq and is a predicted model, not a curated record. NCBI's taxonomy places the organism in Eukaryota, Metazoa, Arthropoda, Insecta, Diptera, Drosophilidae. Gene Ontology annotation, molecular function: 3-oxo-5-alpha-steroid 4-dehydrogenase activity. Gene Ontology annotation, biological process: polyprenol catabolic process; dolichol-linked oligosaccharide biosynthetic process.
UCUGGCAUUUGAAUAUAGUUUUUACAUAAGAACAAUCUGAAACUUCGCAAUGGUGCUCGCCAUAAUCAGCUCCCUCGAGGAGCUCAUCGAUCAGUACAACGUAAACCUCACACAACUGGUAUUCUGCAUCUUCAUCACAACCAUCGUGUUCUUUGGAAGUUUGAUGACCCUUGUGGAGUCACAUUUGCCGAAUAGUAUACGCCAGUCGUUUCGUUAUGGCAAGCACAGGCACAAGGGUGAAGCCGAUGCGCUGGUCAGUUAUUUGGAGGUUCCCAAAGGCUGGUUCAAGCAUUUCUACAUCUUUGCCUUUGGUUGGUCCCUGCUGGCGCUGUAUUUGAUAGUCAGCUCCAUUGCCAGCCAAUCUGCGGCGCCGGAAUAUGCUCUCCGCUUUCUGGAUCUGGUGUGCGGCGGUGCCACCAAUCGGAAGGUACAAGUGGACUCUACGACGGCUCUGCUGGGUACAGUUCUGCUCACAUUGCAGUGCAUUCGCCGCUUCUACGAGACGAAUUUUGUGCAAAUCUUCUCGAAGCACAGCAAAAUGAACCUGUCGCACUAUGCCGUUGGCUAUGUACACUACUUUGGGGCCAUUGUCUCGCUGCUGUCCAACACGGCCGGUUUUGUGCGCGGAUCGCAGCCCACGGAGUUUACGCCCAAGAACUUGUCCCAAAUACAAAUCAUCUACUUUUUGGUGUUUAUGUUCGCCUGGCAUCAGCAGUACUCGAGUAAUAUGAUAUUGGUAAACCUACGGAAAGAUGCCAAAACGGGUGCCGUGAAGACAGAACAGCAUUUGCUGCCCAAGGGCGGGUGGUUCAAUCUGUUAUCCUCCCCACACAUGUUCUUUGAGGUGGUCAUGUACUUCUGUCUGGCGGAUCUGUUCACGCCAGUGCGCACCUGGAAGCUGGUGUUCCUUUGGGUGGCCAGCAAUCAAACGAUCAACGCUCUGCUCACCCAUCAAUGGUACAAGGAGACUUUUAAGGAUUAUCCCAAGCGGCGGCGUGCCAUUCUUCCCUAUCUGCUGUGAUCAAAUCCGUUUAUUGUACAAAUAAUUUAGUAGUGGAAUUUAUUAAAGUCGUUUUUUACACACA